Trichomonas vaginalis G3 is the source of this 1152-nucleotide messenger RNA. RefSeq names its product ribonuclease inhibitor domain-containing protein. Bases 1 to 1152 code for a protein of 383 amino acids. The transcript has a single exon. NCBI's taxonomy places the organism in Eukaryota, Parabasalia, Trichomonadida, Trichomonadidae. The record is from RefSeq and is a predicted model, not a curated record.
AUGAUUUUGCUUACAUUUCUUUUCACACACGCACUGAGUGCAAAAGUUCAAUAUUUCGAAGUCGCACCUGAUGUGAAAGUUGAUUGUGAUAUUGACACAAACUUUUAUAGACUAUCAAUUCGAUCUCCUCCAAAAGUUGGAACAUCUUAUCAGCCAAGAAACGUGACAGGAGUAGUGAGCUUCUUUGAAACAUUUACAAUUAAAAAAACAGAGUAUACUGUAUCUAGGAUUUUGGACUAUGCAUUUGCAAAUACCUCAGUAACAGAAAUUAUAAUUCCGAAAACAAUAUUUUAUAUUGGAGCAUCUGCUUUCGCAUAUUGUCCAAAACUUACACGUGUUGAUCUUUCAAAAUCUCCGCUAUACCAUCUUGCUCCAGGAAUUUUCAACAAUUCAUGGAAUUUAGAAGAAUUAAUCAUGCCAUCAACAAUAGUAUCGAUUAAUUCAUAUACAUUCGCAUCAAUUGCUAUAAGUUCGUUUACUAUUACCAAAAACAUUCGAUCCAUCGAAGGAAGUUCUUUUUCUAACUGUACAAAUCUCAAAAAUUUCGAAAUAUUAAGUACUAAUCGCUUUUUCAUUUUUGAAAAUGGAGUUAUAUAUUCAUAUUUCAGGAAAAAGUUAAUUUAUUCAGUUUGUACCAUCGAAAAACCUGUUCUCCAUCCAGAUGUACAAAUAAUUGGGUCUUAUUCAUUUGCCCAUUCAAAUGUUUACGUAGUUCAAGUACCAUCUUCUGUAGAAUCUAUCGAAAAUUACGCAUUUUAUGAAUGUCAUAAUCUUAGAGCAGUUAAGUUUUUCCAUUCCGCUCUUAAAACACUAGGCGAGUAUGUGUUUAUGAAUAGCGGUCUCAGAUACAUUACUUUGCCAAGAAUGUUGAAUCAAGUUGGCCAUCACUGCUUCUCUAUCCCUACACUGAAAGAUAUAGAUAUAAGUAUGACAAAUGUCACAAAGUUUCCAAGGCAUCUAUUCACUGGAGUGACGAAAAUGGAGAUUUUAGCGAUACCGGACGAAACUUUUAUUGUUGAUCCUCAAACGUUUUCCGGUAGCUCUAUCAAGAAGAUAUUUUACUGUGGAGUCUUUGAUGCUAAAUCUCUUCAGAUUCCAGAUACUAUCGAAGUUGUUUGUGAUAAAAAGUUACCAAUUGGUGACGAAAUUUAG